CAUGAUCACCAGCCUGGACCGUACCCACGCUGGCUUCUACCGCUGCAUCGUGCGGAACCGGAUGGGGGCCCUGCUACAGCGGCAGACUGAGGUCCAGGUGGCCUACAUGGGGAGCUUUGAAGAAGGCGAGAAGCAUCAGAGUGUGUCCCACGGAGAAGCUGCUGUCAUCCGAGCACCUCGCAUCUCAAGCUUCCCCCGGCCUCAGGUUACCUGGUUCCGUGAUGGACGCAAGAUCCCACCCAGCAGCCGCAUAGCCAUCACGCUGGAGAACACCCUGGUCAUCCUGUCCACAGUGGCUCCCGACGCCGGCCGCUACUACGUGCAGGCGGUUAACGACAAGAACGGAGACAACAAGACCAGCCAGCCCAUCACUCUCGCCGUAGAAAAUGUUGGGGGGCCUGCUGACCCCAUUGCACCAACCAUCAUCAUCCCACCCAAGAACACUAGUGUUGUGGCCGGGACCUCGGAGGUGACCAUGGAGUGUGUGGCCAAUGCCAGGCCCCUGAUCAAGCUUCACAUUGUGUGGAAGAAAGAUGGGGCUUUGCUCUCUAAUGGUCUCAGCGAUUACAACCGAAGGCUCACCAUUACCAACCCCACGGUCAGCGAUGCCGGCUACUAUCAGUGUGAGGCUGUGCUGCACAGUAGCAGCGUGGCUCCCGUCACCCGGGGCGCCUACCUCUCAGUGCUGGAACCACCUCAGUUUGUCAAGGAGCCAGAGAGACACAUCACAGCAGAGAUGGAGAAAGUAGUGGACAUCCCCUGUCGAGCCAAAGGGGUGCCGCCUCCCUCUAUUACCUGGUAUAAGGAUGCUGCCUUGGUGGAGGUGGAGAAGCUGGCACGCUUCAAGCAGCGCAGCGAUGGCAGCCUGCAGAUCAGCGGCCUGCUGCCCGAUGACACCGGCAUGCUCCAGUGUUUUGCCCACAAUGCAGCUGGCGAGGCACAGACCUCCACCUACCUGGCCGUCACCAGCAUCGCCCCUAAUAUCACCAGGGGCCCCCUUGACAGCACGGUGAUUGAUGGCAUGUCCGUGGUACUGGCAUGUGAGACCUCAGGGGCACCGCGGCCUGCUAUCACUUGGCAAAAAGGGGAGCGCAUCUUAGCCAGCGGCUCUGUCCAGCUGCCUCGCUUCACACUGCUGGAGUCCGGCAGCCUGCUCAUUAGCCCAACCCACAUCUCGGAUGCCGGUACCUACACCUGUUUGGCCACCAACUCUCGGGGAGUAGAUGAGGCCUCGGCAGACCUGGUUGUAUGGGCCCGGACCCGCAUCACCAAGCCACCCCAGGACCAGAGUGUCAUCAAGGGCACCCAGGCGUCCAUGGUGUGUGGAGUGACCCACGAUCCCAGAGUGACUGUCAGGUAUGUGUGGGAGAAGGAUGGGGCCACUCUCGCCGUGGAGACUAAUCCCCGCAUCCGCCUGGACAAAAACGGCUCCCUACACAUCGCACAGACAUGGUCAGGAGACAUUGGCACAUACACCUGCCGGGUCCUGUCAGCUGGCGGCAAUGACUCCCGCAACGCCCACCUGCGAGUCAGGCAGCUUCCCCAUGCUCCUGAGCACCCUGUGGCAACACUCAGCACCGUGGAGAGGCGUGCCAUCAACCUGACCUGGGCCGCACCCUUUGAUGGCAACAGCCCACUGAUGCGCUACAUCUUGGAGAUGUCAGAAAACAAUGCUCCAUGGACCAUUCUCCUGGCCAGCGUGGACCCAGAAGCUACCUCAGUGAUGGUCAAGGGACUGGUUCCCGCUCGUUCCUACCAGUUCCGCCUCUGCGCUGUCAAUGAUGUGGGCAAAGGACAGUUCAGCAAGGACACAGAAAGGGUCUCCCUCCCUGAGGAGCCCCCCACGGCCCCUCCACAGAACGUUAUCGCCAGUGGCCGGACCAACCAGUCCAUCAUGAUCCAGUGGCAACCACCCCCCGAGAGCCACCAGAAUGGGAUUGUCAAGGGCUACAUCAUCAGAUACUGCCUAGCAGGGCUACCUGUUGGGUACCAGUUUAAGAAUAUCACGGAUGCUGAUGUUAACAACCUGUUGCUGGAGGACCUCAUCAUUUGGACUAAUUAUGAGAUAGAGGUGGCUGCCUACAAUAGCGCCGGGCUGGGCGUCUACAGCAGCAAAGUCACCGAGUGGACGCUGCAAGGAGUUCCCACAGUGCCCCCGGGCAAUGUCCAUGCAGAAGCCACCAAUUCCACCACCAUCCGCUUCACCUGGAAUGCCCCCAGCCCCCAGUUCAUCAACGGCAUCAACCAGGGCUACAAGCUGAUUGCCUGGGAGCCAACACAAGAAGAGGAGGUUACCAUGGUGACUGCCAGACCCAACUUUCAAGACAGCAUUCACGUGGGCUUCGUGUCUGGUCUGAAAAAAUUCACAGAGUACUUCACGUCCGUGUUGUGCUUUACCACACCAGGAGAUGGGCCUCGCAGCAGCCCCCAGCUGGUGCGCACCCAUGAGGACGUGCCUGGGCCCGUGGGACACCUGAGCUUCAAUGACAUCCUGGACACCUCGCUGAAGGUCAGCUGGCAGGAGCCUGGAGAAAAGAACGGCAUCCUGACAGGGUACCGGAUCUCCUGGGAAGAGUACAACAGAACCAAUACCCGUGUGACCCACUACCUGCCCAACGUAACUCUGGAAUACCGAGUCACAGGCCUCACAGCACUUACCACCUACACUAUCGAGGUGGCCGCUAUGACCUCCAAGGGCCAGGGCCAGGUGUCAGCCUCCACCAUUUCAUCUGGUGUACCUCCAGAGCUCCCAGGGGCACCCACCAACCUGGGCAUUUCCAACAUUGGCCCACGAUCCGUGACCUUGCAGUUCAGGCCUGGCUACGAUGGGAAGACAUCCAUCUCCCGCUGGGUAGUAGAGGCUCAGGUGGGCGUGAUCGGGGAGGGAGAGGAGUGGUUGCUGAUCUACCAACUCGACAACGAGGCUGAUGCCCGCUCCAUGGAGGUACCGGACCUCAACCCCUUCACCUACUACAGCUUCCGCAUGCGCCAAGUGAACAUCGUCGGCACCAGCCCACCCAGUCAACCUUCUAGAAAGAUCCAGACCCUCCAGGCACCCCCAGACAUGGCCCCAGCCAAUGUGACUCUGCGAACAGCCAGUGAGACCAGUCUGUGGCUCCGAUGGAUGCCCCUCCCAGAAAUGGAAUACAAUGGCAACCCUGACUCGGUGGGCUACAAGAUCAAGUACAGCCGGUCCGACGGCCACGGCAAGACACUGAGCCACACGGUACAAGACCGAGUGGAGCGGGAGUACACUAUUGAGGAUCUGGAGGAGUGGACAGAAUACCGUGUCCAGGUCCAGGCCUUCAACGCCAUCGGGAGCGGGCCCUGGAGCCAGGCAGUAGUGGGCAGGACCCGGGAGUCAGUCCCGUCCUCUGGCCCCACCAACGUGUCAGCGCUGGCCACCACCUCUAGCAGCAUGCUGGUCCGCUGGAGUGAGAUCCCAGAGGCAGAUCGCAACGGCCUCGUGCUGGGCUACAAGGUGAGAUACAAGGAAAAGGACUCGGACUCCCAGCCCCGGUUCUGGCUGGUAGAAGGCAACUCAUCUCGCAGUGCCCAGAUCACAGGCCUGGGCAAGUACGUACUCUACGAGGUCCAGGUUCUGGCCUUCACGCGUAUCGGUGACGGCAUCCCUAGCCACCCUCCCAUCCUGGAGCGGACACUAGAUGAUGUACCAGGCCCACCCAUGGGCAUCCUGUUUCCAGAGGUGAGAACCACAUCCGUGCGGCUCAUCUGGCAGCCCCCCGCAGCCCCCAAUGGUAUCAUUCUGGCCUACCAGAUCACACACCGGCUCAACGCCACUACAGCCAACACCGCCACAGUGGAGGUCCUGGCCCCCAGUGCCCGCCAGUACAUGGCCACGGGCCUCAAACCAGAGUCUGUCUACCUGUUCCGCAUCACAGCCCAGACCCGCAAAGGCUGGGGACAGGCUGCUGAGGCCUUGGUGGUGACCACAGAGAAGAGAGACCGCCCACAGCCCCCCAGCAAGCCUGUGGUGCAGCAGGAAGAUGUGAAAGCUCGAAGUGUGCUGCUGUCCUGGGAACCAGGCAGCGAUGGGCUCUCCCCGGUACGUUACUACACCAUCCAGACUCGGGAGCUGCCCAGCGGCAGGUGGGCGCUGCACUCGGCCUCCGUGAACCACAACGCCUCUGCCUUCACUGUGGACAGACUCAAGCCCUUCACGUCCUACAAGUUUCGGGUGAAGGCAACCAAUGACAUCGGGGACAGUGAGUUCAGUGAGGAGUCGGACUCGCUGACCACCCUGCAGGCCGCCCCAGAUGAGGCACCCACCAUCCUGUCAGUGACCCCACACACCACCACCUCUGUGCUAAUCCGAUGGCAGCCUCCAUCUGAGGACAAGAUCAACGGCAUCCUCUUGGGUUUUCGAAUCCGGUACCGGGAGCUGCUUUACGAAGGGCUGAGGGGCUUCACUCUUCGAGGCAUCAACAACCCCGGGGCCAAGUGGGCUGAGCUCACCUAUCUGAGCAAGCACAGGCGUUACGAGAUCCGAAUGAGUGUGUACAACGCCGUGGGUGAGGGACCCUUGAGCCCACCACAAGAGGUCUUUGUUGGAGAGGCAGUGCCCACAGCAGCACCACAGAACGUGGCCAUCCAUAGCGCCACAGCCACACAGCUGGAUGUGACCUGGGAGCCACCCCCGCUGGACAGCCAGAAUGGAGACAUCCAAGGAUACAAGAUUUAUUUCUGGGAAGUCCAACGGAGGAACGUCACUGAGAGGGUAAAGCCGCUCUUCCUGGCUGAGAACAGUGUGAAACUCAAGAACCUAACUGGCUACACGGCCUACAUGGUCAGUGUGGCCGCCUUCAAUGCUGCAGGGGAUGGGCCACGGAGCACCCCGACCCGGGGCCAGACUCAGCAAGCAGCCCCCAGCGCCCCAGGCUCGGUCAAGUUCAGCGAACUGACCACAACCUCAGUGAAUGUGUCCUGGGAAGCCCCACAGUUCCCCAACGGUCCUCUGGAGGGCUACAGGCUGGUGUAUGAGCCCUGCACCCCAGUGGAUGGGGUCAGCAAGAUUGUGACAGUGGAUGUGAAGGGGAGCGGCCCACUGUGGCUGAAGGUGAAGGACCUGGCCGAGGGCAUGACCUAUCGUUUCCGCAUCAAAGCCAAGACCUUCACCUAUGGGCCUGAGAUCGAAGCCAACAUCACCACGGGCCCUGGAGAAGGUGCCCCAGGACCACCAGGAGUGCCAAUCAUCGUACGGUACAGCUCGGCCAUUGCCAUCCACUGGUCCAGCGGAGAUCCUGGCAAAGGCCCCAUCACACGCUACGUAAUAGAGGCCAGGCCUUCAGAUGAGGGCCUCUGGGACAUCCUCAUCAAGGACAUCCCCAAGGAGGUGACUUCCUACACCUUCAACAUGGACAUCCUGAAGCCAGGCGUGAGCUACGACUUCCGGGUCAUCGCAGUCAAUGACUAUGGCUUUGGCACUCCCAGCAGCCCCUCCCAGUCUGUGCCAGCCCAGAAAGCCAGCCCCUUCUAUGAGGAAUGGUGGUUCUUGGUGGUCAUUGCCCUCGUGGGCCUCAUCUUCAUCCUGCUCCUGGUCUUUGUGCUCAUCAUCCGAGGUCAGAGCAAGAAGUACUCCAAGAAGACAGACUCAGGAGGCAAUACCAAGUCAGGAGCCCUCGGCCACGGGGAGAUGCUGAGCUUGGAUGAAAGCAGUUUUCCUGCUUUGGAACUCAACAACCGGCGGCUGUCUGUAAAGAACUCCUUCUGCAGGAAGAACGGCUUGUACACCAGGUCCCCUCCCAGGCCCAGCCCGGGCAGCCUACAUUAUUCAGAUGAAGAUGUCACCAAGUAUAAUGACCUCAUCCCAGCUGAGAGCAGCAGCCUAACGGAGAAGCCCUCAGAAAUCUCUGACUCCCAGGGAAGCGACAGCGAGUAUGAAGUGGACACGAACCCUCAGAAAGCCCACUCCUUCGUCAACCAUUACAUCAGUGAUCCCACAUAUUACAACUCUUGGAGGCGCCAGCAGAAAGGCGUCUCUCGGGCCCAGGCCUACAGCUACACAGAGAGCGAUUCUGGCGAACCUGACCACGUCACUGUCCCCAGUAGCAACAGCAUCCAGCAAGGCAGCCUUUUCCGGCCCAAGGCCAGCCGGACUCCAACGCCCCAAAACCCCCCGAACCCCCCAAGUCAGCAGAGCACCCUCUACCGUCCUCCCAGCAGCCUAGCCCCUGGCUCUCGGGCACCCAUAGCAGGCUUCUCAUCCUUUGUUUGACAUCAGAAGAGAAAAAAAGAGCAGGGGGGUAGAAAAAA
Acomys russatus (golden spiny mouse) is the source of this 6273-nucleotide messenger RNA. RefSeq names its product sidekick cell adhesion molecule 2 (gene Sdk2). Bases 2 to 6235 code for a protein of 2077 amino acids. The record is from RefSeq and is a predicted model, not a curated record. Gene Ontology annotation, molecular function: protein binding. The transcript has 42 exons. Lineage: Eukaryota; Metazoa; Chordata; Mammalia; Rodentia; Muridae.